AUGCCAUCACUUACAAAAAGGCAGAAACAUUUAAAAAAUUUGUCUCUAAGAAAAAAAGACUUUUCGAAAGUUGUUCUUCACGAUAAUGAAAUUGAAAAUGAAAAUGAUAACGAAGAUAAUGAAGAUAAUGAAUCAAUUAAUGAAAAUGAUAAUGAAUCAAGUAACGAAUCAAUCAAUGAAAGUGAUGAUGAAUCAAGUAACGAAUCAAUUAAUGAAAGUGAUGAUGAAUCAAAUAGUAAUAGUGAUAAUGAAAUAAGUUGGGAUACAGAUUUAGAUUCUAAUUGUAGUUAUUUUGUGAAAGUCCUUCAAAAUGAAAUAAAUAAUUAUAAGCCUUCUGCACGUCGUUCUGUCUACUUGGGAAAUGCACCACGAGCUAGGCGAUUUCAUGCUGCACAAGCUAAAAAAACAUCUGAAGAUAAUGGACAAAUGAUUUACAAAAAAUUGUUCCUGAGGCAAAUAAAUCUUUUAAAUAUAUGGAAUAUUAUAGACAAGGAUUAG
This is a messenger RNA of Entrophospora sp. SA101, 498 nucleotides long. Lineage: Eukaryota; Fungi; Glomeromycota; Glomeromycetes; Entrophosporales; Entrophosporaceae. The record is from the annotation of a GenBank genome assembly.